Molecule: messenger RNA, 1863 nt
Organism: Drosophila gunungcola (fruit fly)
Lineage: Eukaryota; Metazoa; Arthropoda; Insecta; Diptera; Drosophilidae
Exons: 4
Coding region: 239-682 (147 amino acids)
Biological process (GO): regulation of synaptic transmission, cholinergic; positive regulation of voltage-gated potassium channel activity; sleep
Source: RefSeq, a predicted model, not a curated record
UUGCCGUUUGCCAACCGUUUGCCAGCGUUUUGCCGAGAGCGCUAGUUUUGCGCAAGGAAUAUAUAUAUAUAUAUAUAUAUUAGAACCAGCCCAUGCUCAGCGAUAAUACCUGAAACGAAAAUCUGUGAAUAUAAGUCGUCUGUGAGCGCCGCCCGAAAAAAAGAAAUCCAAUUCAAAAUAAAAUUUAGUGACCAACUAAAGAGUGUUUCAAGUCUAUAAAAUAACAUAAAAACCAAAAAUGCAGUACAUCUAUGUGAUUAGUGCGCUGAUUUUGGCCAUCGCCGUGCAGCAAGGAUAUGCCAUCAAGUGCUUUGUCUGCAACAGCCACAAAGAUGCCAACUGUGCGUUGGACAUACCGCCCGACAACUUGCUGAAGGACUGCGAUGAGCAGUAUUCGUCCCGCGGCAAGGGGAUUCCCACGUACUGCCGCAAGAUCACGCAGAUCAUUGAGUUCUCCGUGAACAGCCUGCCCCCGGAUAGCCGUGUGAUAAGGACCUGUGCUUAUCAGAACCAAACCUCCACCAACUACUGCUAUCAGCGGGCCGGGUUCGGAGGUCGCCAGGUGGUCUGCUCCUGUGAUACGGAUAACUGCAACGGAGCCGGGGCGAUGGGCGCCUCAGCAGUGGGCGUGGCAGCCAUGGUGGGUCUCCUGCUGACCGCCCGCCAAUAUCUACAGCGUUAAGGACGGAAUCGAGGGAAUCCCUCAGUUGUUUUUGUUUGUUUUAUCGAUGCAUCCACCCAGUUUUCGUUUUUCGUAUAUGCUGCUGACUCUUUGACUUCUGUGACACUUUCACCGCUUUCUUCCCCCCACUUACCCCCCAAACCCCAUCAUCAAACAAGGUCCACUCGCAGAGCUGCUCCAGAGUCUGCUCUGGCCCAGCCUGAUUUUGUAACAUUUUUUGAAUGGAGAACCGUAAAAGCUUUAUACAAAGUAUUAAAUAAUAACAUAAUUCCCUAAUUAGAAGUGUAUAUAAAAACCAAAGAGAGCAAGUAACAAUUGGCCAAUAUAAUCGUUUGAAUCUAUUUACAUUAACUGAAUUUUUGAAACUAACGUAUUAAACGAAUGCAGAAGCAAAUAACGAUAUAAAACUAAAACCUACCGCAGUUGAAAGUAUUUAACAAAUCGAAAUAAACCAAUAAGUCAAUGGAGGCCACAAAAAGCUAAAAAUGUUAAAAAUUAAGGCUACCAAAAUGAAAAGUAGUACAUAAAACUAUAAAUGUUAACACUCUUCUCCUAAGUUUCUUUCUUUUUUUUUAUUUUCAUAAGACUUAAACCAAAUUUCUAACAAACAAGCUAAGUGUCGGCCAUAGCUAAAAAUAAUAAAUAAAGUAUUUGAAAAUAAAGCUCAACGAGGAGAACACACUUCAUAGAAUAAUUAGCAAGCAAUUGGGAGAGGAGGAAAGUCGUCCGAGGAAAACCUAAAGAUAGUUGUGACACGCUUAGGACCGACGCCCACGCCCAUAUCUAUCGCACUCCCAAGGGAUUAAAAAAACACUCGUUGUUGUAACCAACUGCCAAAAACGGAAAACUUUGAAAUCGUUUCAUCUACCGCAUAGGCAACACCCAGCAAGGAUACACCAAAUCUAUGGGAUAUCUCAUAUUUGAGUAGAGGAAAUACCAAAUGAAACCUUUUGUCCAACGUAGCAAUAAAUGCAGAUGCAAAUGCAGAUACCAAGUAAAACAUUUAACACGUUACAGAAACCAAAGCAACAAAUACAUCACUUUUAGUUCGUAUAGCAAAAUAACAGUUUAUAGUGAAAAUUUUUUAGUUAAGAAUCUCCUCUAAAAUGCAAUAUUUAUAAUGCAAUAAAAUUGUAAAAUGUUUAAAGUGAAAAACAAUAAAUAUGAAUACAAAAUUCGAA